Aedes albopictus (Asian tiger mosquito) is the source of this 1207-nucleotide messenger RNA. RefSeq names its product tRNA (cytosine(38)-C(5))-methyltransferase (gene Mt2). Gene Ontology annotation, molecular function: methyltransferase activity. Bases 104 to 1135 code for a protein of 343 amino acids. Lineage: Eukaryota; Metazoa; Arthropoda; Insecta; Diptera; Culicidae. The transcript is spliced from 2 exons. Gene Ontology annotation, cellular component: nucleus. The record is from RefSeq and is a predicted model, not a curated record.
UGUUUGUAAACAUAUCGCGUCCGUUUUGCACCGCCUGGUGCGUAUUAAAACAAGACACAAUCAGUUGAAUAAUUUGGAAGCUUAAGCCACAUGAGCAUAAAAAAUGAGUGCUACCGACGGAUCACAGUGUUCACAGACUCCAGAAUAUCAUGUUCUGGAAUUGUUUAGUGGAAUUGGAGGCAUGCAUUAUGCUAUUGAACGCUCUGGCAAACCAUACAAGGUGGUAUCAGCAAUCGAUAUCAAUCCGGUGGCCAAUACGAUUUACAACCAUAACUUUGGUGAAAACAAAGCCUCAAAUAGCAACAUCCUCAGCCUAACGCCGGACCGCAUUCAGAAGCUUGGUGUGAACGUUAUUCUCAUGUCACCGCCGUGCCAACCAUUCACUCGCAAUGGAAACUUCAAAGACGUCGACGACCGAAGAGCGGAUCCGUUUGUGCAUUUGUGUGAUUUGCUCGACAAGAUUCCCACAGUGCAGUUCAUCCUGCUGGAGAAUGUGAAAGGGUUUGAGCGGUCUCAGGCAUGUGAACUGUACAAAACGAGACUAGCUGCUGCCGGAUUCCAAUUCAAGGAAUACAUUCUCUCACCUCACGAUUUUGGCGUGCCCAAUACUCGUCAUCGGUAUUACUGUGUGGCUAAGCGAACGGCAUUUAGCAAUCCUUCGGCUGAGAUUGUUCUCAAGCCUUCCUCGCGUCAUGUGGCUCCCGGGAAACGCAUCAGUGACAUCGUUGAACCCGAGUCGGAGAAAUUGAGUCGCUACCUUCUGAAAGACGAUUUACUUCGGAAAAGGCUCGCCAUUAUGGAUGUUUGCACGCCAGACUCAACGAAUUCGAUGUGCUUUACAAAAGCAUACACCCACUAUGCGGAAGGAACGGGUUCAGUGUACAGCCCCCUGACGAGAUCGGAGUUUGACGAGAUCUACAGACAAAUUGAGUGCACUGAAGAUGAUGGCGAGCGGAUGAAGCUGCUGAAGAGUCUGAAAGUACGAUACUUCACUCCAACUGAGGUUGCCAGAUUGAUGUGCUUCCCGGAGGAUUUUGAGUUUCCCAAGCAGACCACCGAUAAACAAUGCUACCGAGUGCUGGGAAACAGUAUCAAUGUUCUGGUUGUGAGUUCGUUGUUUGAUGAGAUGGACUGAAGAUGAUGAAAAGUUAAAUAAUACCUAUUUAAAUAAAAGAAAUGUGAUUUGUUUAUCAAAAUUUCCUUUGUG